Trichoderma aggressivum f. europaeum is the source of this 1413-nucleotide messenger RNA. RefSeq lists its product as uncharacterized. The transcript has 2 exons. The record is from RefSeq and is a predicted model, not a curated record. NCBI's taxonomy places the organism in Eukaryota, Fungi, Ascomycota, Sordariomycetes, Hypocreales, Hypocreaceae. The coding region runs from base 1 to 1413 and encodes 470 amino acids.
AUGGCGGCAUGGAGCGAUGACGGCUCUCCUGCUGCCCUGUCUGGCAACUUUUGCACCGAGCCGCCUUUACCAAGCGACAACUGCCCGGAGGCGUUCGAUUUCAUCAGAUCUUGGAUGCAGACAUGUUCUCAACAACAUGGUGAUUGUGAAGGCACUCUCUCCAAGUCCUCUCCAAACGAAGCUGCGGGCCCACAACUACCUACCCGAAUAUUGGACAUUGGACCCCUAAAUCAGGAGUCUGUUUCUCUCUUGGAAACCAACGGCCAGCGAGGGAAAUUCUGCGCCCUCAGCUAUUGUUGGGGUCCAGAAGGUACGCAAACUCUGGUCACAACAAGGGAUAACAUCAACGAUCAUCUGAAUGGCAUUCCAUUCAACAGUCUGCCAAAGACUUUUCAGGAUGCCAUCAUUAUGACACGUCAGCUUGGUAUUCGCUAUCUCUGGAUUGACAGCCUUUGCAUCAUACAAGGAGACAAGGAUGAUUGGACGGAAGAGUCUGCCAAAAUGGCAGGAAUUUAUCACAACGCAUAUCUGGUGAUAGCUGCUUCUGGAGCCGCGAAUCCAAAAGAAGGCUGCUUUUCGACCAAACGCAGAUGCCCAACUACUGUAGAAGUUCCGUAUUAUUUAGCAGAAGGGCAGACGGCUGGCUCUUUGAAGCUCUCGAUGCGUAUUCAUGGGGAUGAAUCACCAGAGUUCGGGCCACUGUGUCAAAGAGGAUGGGUGCUCCAGGAGUGGUAUCUUGCACGGAGGGUUCUGCACUACAUGCCAGAUGGCAUAUCAUGGAAAUGCAAGAUGUUAGAGUCUAGUGAAAGAUAUCCAUAUGAUAUGGGGCAGUACAGUCAUUCGUGGGAGACUAUACUGGAGCAAUACUCCCGCCGUAAGCUCACCUACAAGAAAGACCGCCUAGAGGCCUUGAAAGGACUAGCUCAGGCGCAUCUUGAGAAGACCAACGACAAGUACAGCCUCGGUGUCUUCGAAUCAAGAAUUUUAGAACAGCUUGUCUGGACAAUGGAGAAUAGGGCAAAGGCUUCGGAAGACUUGACGGAUGUGCCUCAUUGGUCCUGGGCAUCCAAAGGGGGGGCAAAAUCUUUUUGGGUAGUUCACGACAACGAUUGGCAGCCAAUAUGCCGCACGCGAGCGAUUAUCGAAUCUUUCGGCGUCUUGAGGGUCGAUGGCUAUGUGGCACAGGUUAGAACUUCCGUGGCCAAGCCUAGGAAACCAACCCGGACCAGCGAGCAGAUGUUUCAUGAUCUACUAUCUUCGAUGUGGUCAUAUAGGAAAGGUUCAGGUUCGCUGCACUGGAUCCAAAUCACAUUCAGACAGACUCGAACUAUCGGCGUAGCUGUCUUUGAUAGAGAGCAUUAUGCAAAAGUGCAUAUUCUUUUUCUCAAAGGGUGGAGAGACUAUACACUGUAA